AUGGCUCCCAAGUUUUAUUGUUAUUUAGCGAUUCUUUUGGCUACAUCAUUAUACUGUGAUGCAUACAAAAUACUUAUUAUUUCUUCAAUGCCAGGCAGAAGCCAUGCCAUAUUAGGUGAUGGUAUGGUAAGGCAUUUAACAAAAGCCGGUCAUGAGGUAACAAUUAUUACUUCUAUGCCUGAAGAUAAACCAGCGCCCAAUGCUAGAGAAAUCGAUGUUGGUGAAGAAAUUCGCAAUUUCCUAAAUGACGAUGUAAACAUACAGAAAAUAAUGGAAAAAGAUAUUGAUGACAUGAAUUUAUAUCUUUUAUUUACAAUGAUGAAAGAAAUUUCUAUUAAGACACUGGAGAACCCAAAUAUGCAAAAGAUAUUAAAUGAUCCGAAGGAAAAAUUUGAUCUAAUUAUUGCUGAAUGGAUGUUUAAUGAAUUAUAUGCUGGACUUCCAGCGAUAUUUGAAUGUCCUUUCAUAUGGUUCUCAACAGUUGAACCACACUGGUUGAUAUUAAGAAUUAUCGACGAGUUACCAAACCCAGCGUACAACUUAAAUGUCGUUUCUUAUAAUUCGCCACCUUUUACAUUUAUGCAGCGAGUACAGGAAUUGUUUUGCCAAAUUUCUGGUGAAUUUUAUCAAUACUUUGUGUUCUCUCCUAUCGAAAAUAAAGAUUAUGAACAAAUUAUCGCUCCAAUUGUUCGAAAAAGAGGAAAAUCUGUGCCCUCAUUUGAGGAAUUAAAAAACAAUAUUUCUUUAGUUCUUGGAAAUUCUCAUGUGUCAAUUGGGCAGGCUACUCGCUUACCACAAAGCUACAAGCCUAUUGCAGGAUAUCAUAUUGAAAAAGAAGUUAAACCUUUACCACAGAAUCUUAAGAAAAUAAUGGAUAGUGCGAAAAAUGGCGUAAUAUAUUUUAGCUUGGGUUCAAAUUUAAAAAGCAAGGAACUGCCCAUUGAAAUUAAAAGAAGUUUACUGAAAGUUUUUGGUGAGCUAAAGCAAACGGUUAUCUGGAAAUUCGAAGAAAAUCUACCUGAUAGACCGAAAAAUGUGCAUAUAUUGCAAUGGGCACCUCAGCAAAGUAUUUUAGCUCAUCCAAAUUGUGUUUUAUUCAUUACCCACGGAGGAUUCCUCUCUUCGACUGAGACGAUUCACUUUGGCGUACCUAUAAUUGGAAUACCAGUGUACGGUGAUCAGUUUAGUAAUAUUAACAGGGCUGUGAAAAAAGGUUACGCGAAAAAAGUGGAUCUUACGUAUUCUGUAGCCGAUGACUUAAAAGUGGCAAUCAAUGACAUUCUCAGUGAUCCCAAAUAUAAGAAAAGAGUAAAAGAACUGUCGUUUAUAUACCACGAUAGACCAGUGUCCCCGGGAGAUGAGCUAGUGCACUGGGUGGAGCAUGUCAUACGCACGGGUGGCGCUUUACACCUCCGUUCCCCAGCCCUGGAUGUCACCUGGUACAAGAAGAUGUACCUAGAUUUAGUUGCUGUUAUAUUUAUUGUUUUUGCAAUAUUUAUAUUAUUUUACAAGUUGCUUAUAAAAAAAUGUUUGUCGAGUAAAUGUGACAUCGAAAAGAAAAGAAAAUAG
Molecule: messenger RNA, 1569 nt
Organism: Parnassius mnemosyne (clouded apollo)
Lineage: Eukaryota; Metazoa; Arthropoda; Insecta; Lepidoptera; Papilionidae
Source: the annotation of a GenBank genome assembly